AUGCGCAGAUCGGAGCCGUUUCUGAAGAUGCCCCUGCUGAUUCUGCUCUUCGUGGGAUCGGCAGAGGCCUGCGUUCCCCGCGAAGGUUUGCUGAGCCUCCAGGUGUUAAGUGAAGAAACAAAUGGCUGCAAGGAAGAAGUUAAGCUUCCCCCAACUAUCAUCCCCACCAAGAAACCACAGAGAAGGGGCGGAUGGAGCCUGAUGAAAUGCGCCUACAUGAUGAUCACCUUCUUGUUCGUGUCCUACAAUAAAGGGGACUGGUGUUACUGCCACCGCUGUAACACAGAAGUGGACAUCAGGACUCAGCGCAUGACGUCACCACGCAAGGGGCGGAGAGCGAGCGAGCGGUGUUACCAUGGUGACCGCGACGCGCUCAGAAACGUCCACAAGUGA
This is a messenger RNA of Diceros bicornis minor, 393 nucleotides long. RefSeq names its product epididymal protein 13 (gene EDDM13). The coding region runs from base 1 to 393 and encodes 130 amino acids. The transcript is spliced from 6 exons. The record is from RefSeq and is a predicted model, not a curated record. NCBI's taxonomy places the organism in Eukaryota, Metazoa, Chordata, Mammalia, Perissodactyla, Rhinocerotidae.